Messenger RNA from Triticum aestivum (bread wheat), 2181 nucleotides. RefSeq lists its product as uncharacterized. The coding region runs from base 155 to 1915 and encodes 586 amino acids. The record is from RefSeq and is a predicted model, not a curated record. The transcript has 8 exons. Lineage: Eukaryota; Viridiplantae; Streptophyta; Magnoliopsida; Poales; Poaceae.
CUCCCUCUGCUUCUCUUCUCCUACUUAAGAGCUAGCUAGGUGUUGUGGAUGGGAUCAGCAAGCAAACCACACUCAUUUCCUCCUCCCUACCAGUCCCGUUCCUGCAGGAUAGCGCGGCUACAUCCAUCGGCCCCAGAGCUUGCCCACACCCACUAUGAGUCGAUCAGGCGGUGGAGGUCCAGGGAGGGGACCACUAGGUGUGGUGAUUGUGUAUGCAUUUGACCGCAGCACCUCGACCGUGGCUUGGGAUAAGGUGGACAAUGAGAUCUUUUGGAUGGUGCAAGAGAAACUCACCCAUUUCACGGAUACCUGGCUUGGCUACACAUAUAUUGCGUCGAGCCCUAACAAGUACACAUCUGAUAUGAAAUUAGUUGAUUCUACCGAGAUAAAGGCAAAUGGGUAUAAAGAAAGCUCGGCAUGGAGGAGGAUUGCAGUCACGAAGGACAUGCCGUCUGCACUCUCCCAGGCACAUAAAAUGAUCAAUGAUCAAGGGGACUUGCAUGGCAUCAUCUUAUUCUUCUCCGAUGGGUUGAUUAACAAGGGUGCCUUCUUUGAUGGGGCUGAGGAAUUCAUCUCAAAAGUGCCUGUGCACACGUUUACUCUCAGCGGGGAUGCUUAUAACCAUGUUCUUCGUGCCAUUGCAGCAAAUUCCCCAGGUGGGACUUUCAGCCCUCUCCAAGUUCCGGACAAGCCGAGUCUAUCACUGCCCUUCUCGCAAGUGCUGGAUAGCAUCCUUAAUGGCACCAAGCAUCCUAGUACCAAUUCAGGGAGGCGGCCCCUGGAUGUGGUUCUUGUGUAUGCAUUUGACUGCACCACUACCCCAAGCCCGGCUUGGGACAAAAUGGAACAUGAGAUCUUUUGGUUGGUGCAGGAGAAGCUGAAGCACUUUGCAGAUAGUUGCCUCGGCUACACAUAUGUCAUGUCGACCCCUAACACAUGCACGUAUGAUAUGAAACAAGUUGACCUUGUAGAGACAAAGUUAACUGGCUAUGCAGGGAGCUCGGCUUGGAGAAAGAACCCAUGCACAAAGAAUAUGGCGUCUGGCCUCCCCAUGGCACAUAAACUGAUGAGCGAUCAUGGGCACCUGAAUGGUGUCAUCUUGCUCUUCUCUGACGGGUUGAUUAACAAGGGUGACUUCUUUGAUGGAGCUGAAGACUUCAUCUCCAAAGUGCCGGUUCACACAUUUACUCUUGCUGGAGGUGCAUAUAACCAUGGUCUUCGCGCCAUUGCAGCGAAUUCCCCGGGUGGGACGUUCAGCCGCAUCCCUGUUCCAGACAAGCCAAGUCUAUCGGUGCCCUUCUCGCAAAUUCUAGAUAGCAUCCUUAAUGGCACCAAGCUUUCUCCAGGGAGGUUGCCACUGGACGUGGUGCUUGUGUAUGCAUUUGACUGCACCAUUACCCCAAGCCUGGCCUGGGACAAGAUGGAACAAGAGAUCUUUUGGCUGGUGCAAGAGAAACUCACCCACUUCAAGGAUAGUCGUCUCGGCUACACAUAUGUCAUGUCGACCCCUAACACGUACACGCAUGAUGUGAAACUAGUUGACUCCAAGGAGACAAAGACAACUGGUUACUCCGCAAGCUCAGCUUGGAGAAAGAACCCAUGUACGAAGAACAUGGCGUCUGGCCUCCCCGUGGCACAUAAACUAAUGAGAGACCAUGGGUGCCUGAAUGGCAUCAUCUUGCUCUUCUCCGACGGUUUGGUUAACAAGGGUGACUUCUUUGAUGGAGCUGAGGACUUCGUCUCCAAAGUGUCGGUGCACACGUUUACUCUCGCAGGAGGUGCAUAUAACCAUGGUCUCCAUGCCAUGGCAGCGAAUUCCCCAGGCGGAGUGUUUCACCCUGAACCAGUUCCUAAUAAGCCGAGUGAAUCGGUGUCCUUCUCGCAGCUGCUGGAUAGCAUACUCAUCGCUCCAUGAAAGUCAGCUAGUCCAAGCUCUCAAUCCAGGGAGAAAUUCACAUGCCAGGGCUCGUCAUAAAAUGAAAUAAACUGCGCUGCACUGCGCCUUUGUCCAUUUCCAAUUUAUUUUUUUCCGUAUCGAGUUUUGUUGGAAUUACCGUUGUUGUUAAGCCGCAACUUAAUCAUUUAUAUUUGUGUUCACGGCGCAAGUGUGAUGUGUGUGUACUUUUGUUCAUGUGAUUUCACUCUCUGGGCAAAUCUACUGAACACUAGCUAGUUCCCGGC